Sceloporus undulatus (fence lizard) is the source of this 7295-nucleotide messenger RNA. RefSeq names its product transmembrane protein 131 (gene TMEM131). NCBI's taxonomy places the organism in Eukaryota, Metazoa, Chordata, Lepidosauria, Squamata, Phrynosomatidae. Gene Ontology annotation, cellular component: membrane. The record is from RefSeq and is a predicted model, not a curated record. The transcript has 36 exons. The coding region runs from base 1487 to 6679 and encodes 1730 amino acids.
GCUAUGAAGCAAGAAUGUGAGAUUCAGAUGGAUGUUGCAAAAGUAAAUGCUUGGAUAAAUUUAUGGAGAAUUGGGCCAUUAGUAGCUACCGAUCAGAAUGGCUGUGUGUCGCUUCCAGUAUCAGAGGUACUAUGGCUCUGUAUAUGAGUGGAAUGGGAGUGCAAAAUAGAAGGUGUAGUUUCACUCAUUUGUUGCUUUCAGGUUUCCCAUAGGCAGCAGCUGGUUAGCCACUGUGUGAACAGAACAUUGGGCUAAAUAGGCCUUUGGUCUGAAUUAAUAUGAUGCUUCUCAUGUUCUUAGGAUACCUCAGUUUUCAGAUGCUGCCCUAAGAAAAGAAGGUAUAUAGCCUUUUAGGCCUGAUGGAUAGAAUCCCUCUCUCCAAAUUUCCAGGAACUAAAGCAUAACUUAAAUUGAAUCUUCGUACAGCUACCUACAACAACAAUGAACCAAACGUUGAUUACUGUUUCAAUCUAAAGUAGCAUCCUAGGCUUAUUGAAGUAAGUGUCAAAACAGUAGUGUAGUUUAAGUAUGUUUUGACUCUCAUAAGGUUAGAUGACUUGGCCUUGGCCCCAGCAGGUGAUGAAAGGCCCUGCUUCCAUUUCAGUGGCCUCUGAGGGACAGAAAUGUCGACAAGCACAGCUUCAUCAUGUACUUGGUGUCAGUGGCUGGUUAGAGAUCCUCUGUUUCAGCUUUCAUUGCUCUGGCCUCUGAAGUAGAAAAGAGUAUGCAGUACCUGCUGAACCUCAUCUUUUUUACCACUGCUAUCCUGCUUUCUUUAUGUGUCUUGUCUAUAUAGAUUAAAUAUUCUAAAUAAAUAAAUCACUAUCUUCAAAGAAUGUCUGUUUUAGAAAACGUUUGUUUUUCUUCUGAGAUGGGUCAUACUCAGGACAGCAAAUACUUGUGGGUGUUAAGACCUUAUGAUUUAUAGGUUGGUGAGGUACGUAGAAUUCUCUCCUAGAGGGUUCUCUUGCUGUAGUUCAGGGCAGUAUAAUAGGAGCUCUAUUGCAGCUCACCAAACCAUACAUCCCAAGAUUCCAUUGGUGGGAGUCAUGUCUAUUCAAAACCCAAGCAGUGUGCUUAUAAAACUGUACAACAAGUAGUUCUGUGAUGUUUCAUGUUUAGUAAAUACUGCUGAUUUUUUUUUUAAAAAGACCUCAUUUUGUAUUAUUAAAUGAUUUUCAACUAUGUCCUGACUAAAUAAAAAAAGCAGUAGAGAUAACUUCCACUUUGAAGAUACAAAGUGAAUGGCAGGUCAUGAUAAUGGCCAAAUUCAGUUUUUAAUAUUAGUUGUAUUGGUACUUUAGUUUAGCUUUCCUAAAGAAAGUUCUGGAAAACUAUUCAGAAAACUCUGACAUGUAAUGACCAUAGUAGGGCUUGUUACAGCAGAACUCACAGGACAUUUUUCACACAUCAAGCAUCCUUUGAAUGCCAGGCUGUAUUCUUGCAAUACUAAUACUUCUUAGAUUGAUAACAUGUCUUGGUGUGUAUGGUGUUUAUUUUUCAGAAAAUCCUCCCAGGAGGGAAUACAUCAUUUGAUGUAGUUUUUCUUGCAAGAAUGGUUGGAAAUGUAGAAAACACUUUAUUUAUUAAUACAUCUAAUCAUGGAGUAUUUACUUAUCAGGUGUUUGGUGUAGGAGUACCAAACCCCUACAGAUUACGUCCUUUUAUAGGGGCAAAAGUUCCUGUAAAUAGCAGUUUUUCUCCUAUAAUAAAUAUACACAACCCCCAUAGCGAGCCUUUGCAGGUGGUAGAAAUGUAUUCAAGUGGAGGAGAUCUCCACCUAGAACUUCCCACUGGCCAACAAGGGGGUACAAGAAAAUUAUGGGAAAUCCCCCCCUAUGAAACUAAAGGAGUUAUGAGAGCCAGUUUUUCUUCAAGGGAAGCAGAUAAUUACACAGCCUUCAUUCGAAUAAAAACAAAUGCCUCAGAUAGCACAGAGUUCAUUAUUCUUCCAGUAGAGGUAGAAGUCACAACAGCCCCAGGAAUUUAUUCUUCAACAGAAAUGCUGGAUUUUGGUACAUUACGAACACAAGAUCUGCCCAAAAUUUUGAAUCUGCAUUUGUUAAAUUCAGGAACAAAGGAUGUGCCAAUAACAAGCAUUAGACCCACACCACAGAAUGAAGCUGUCACAGUACAUUUCAAGCCAGUUACGUUGCGAGCUUCUGAAAGUAAAUAUACCAAAGUUGCAAGCAUUAGUUUUGAUGCAUCAAAAGCAAAACGGCCUCCACAGUUUUCAGGAAAAAUAACUGUGAAAGCAAAAGAGAAGAGCUAUUCAAAACUUGAAAUUCCGUAUCAAGCAGAAGUAUUAGAUGGAUACUUAGGAUUUGAUCAUGCAGCCACAUUAUUUCAUAUCGGUGACAGUCCGGAAGACUCUGUGGAAAGACCAAUCUAUUUAACAAAUACAUUCAAUUUUGCAGUCUUCAUUCAUGAUAUAAUACUGCCAGAAGAAAUUAGAACAACAUUUAAAAUCCAGAACUUCAGCAAACCAGUCUUAAUUCCACCAAAUGAAUCCAGAUAUAUUUUUACACUUUAUUUUGUGGCUUCCUUCUCAUCUCUGCACAUUGAUAAUAAUAUUUUACUUAUUACCAAUGCUUCUAAAUUUCAUCUACCUGUGAGAGCAUACACUGGAUUUUUAGAUUAUUUUGUACUGCCUCCAAAAUUUGAUGAACAGAUAAUAGAUUUUGGUAUACUGAGUGCUACGGAAACUAGUAACGUUUUGUUGGCAAUCUUUAAUAGCAACCCAAUUCAGCUGGUUAUUAAAAGCUGGCAUGUGAUAGGUGAUGGCUUGACCACAGAACUCCUAGCUGCUGGAAAAGGCAACAGAACUGCAAUAAUAGCAAGUCUUCCAGACUUGGAAAAAGCCAAUGCAUUGGAUCAGACUUCAGUAACAUUAAUGCCUGGUUCUUACAUUGUAUUCAGAGUAAAGUUAAUACCAAAAGAACUUGAAGGAAUUCAUGAUGGGGCCAUACAAAUCACAACAGAUUAUGAGAUCUUAACAAUUCCUGUGAAAGCUGUAAUUGCUGUAGGCUCCUUGACUUGCUCCCCAAAACACAUUCUUCUUCCACCCUCUUUUCCAGGCAAGACAGUCCAUCAGAGUUUAAGUAUUAUGAGCUCUUUCUCACAGAAAGUAAAAAUACAGCAGAUCCGCUCACUUUCAGAAGAUGUUCGGUUUUAUUACAAGAGAUUGCGAAGUAAUAAGGAAGAUUUGGAGCCAGGAAAAAAAUCAAAGAUAGCAAAUGUUUAUUUUGACCCUGGUUUACAGUGUGGAAAUCACUGUUAUGUGGGAUUGCCUUUUCUGAGUAAAUAUGAAUCAAAAUUGCAGCACAGUAUAUCUAUGCAGGAAGAUGUGUGGGAUACUGAUUGGGAUUUGCAUGAUAAUUUGUUCAAAGAAUGGACUGGAAUACGAGAUCGCUCGGGGAAUCAAUUAAGUGCUGUAUUUGAAGUGGACACAGAUCUUCAGAAGGCUGUGACAUCCAAAAUCACAGCAGAGCUGGCUUGGCCUUCUUUAUUAGGCUCAAUGCGACAUUUGGAUUUCUCACUUACCAACACAAACAGUUCAUCUGAAGAAGAAAUUCUUCUAGAAAAUCCAGCAGAUGUUCCUGUUUUUCUUCAGUUUCUUCCCAUAGCAUUGUAUUCUAAUCCAUCAGGCUUCAUUGAUAAAUUGAUAGAUCGGUUUAAUCUGAGUAAGCCAGAAAACUUUAAUUUAAGGACAUUAGAAUUUCAAGUCUCUAGGAACUGUGGCCUGGCAUUGCAGAGCUCUACAGGACUUACCGAGGGACUGUCUCGGCAGUCAAUUUUAAAUGUAAUUUUAAAGCCUGGAGAGAGAAAAUCUGUCAAAGUAACAUUUACACCAGUUCAUAAUAAAACAGUAUCAUCACUAAUAAUGAUCAGAAAUAAUUUGACUGUAAUAGAAGCUAUAGUUGUUAAAGGACAAGGAACAACUGAGAGCAUGAGGAUCGCAGGCAAACCACCUGGACCAGGAAGUUCUUUACGCUUUAAAAUCACUGAAGCAUUACUAAAAGACUGUACUGAAAAAACUAAAUUAAAGGAGCCAAAUUUUACACUGAAAAGAACAUUCAGAGUGGAGAAUACAGGACAGCUUCAAGUUAAUAUAAAAUCCUUGGAAAUAAGUGGAUAUUUAUGUGAAGGAUAUGGAUUUAAAGUAGUUAACUGUCAAGAAUUUGCACUAAGCGCCAAUGCUUCUAAAGACAUUGUCAUAUUGUUUACACCAGAUUUCACUACUUCCAGAGUCAUUCGUGAAUUGAAGCUAACCACAGCAGGAGGCUCUGAAUUUAUAUUCAUAUUAAAUGCAUCUCUUCCUUAUCAUAUGUUAGCUACUUGUGCUGAAGCCCUGCCCAGGCCCAGCUGGGAGUUGGCACUCUAUGUAGUAGUCUCAGGAAUAAUGAGCUUGCUCUUCCUUUUGGUAAUUGGAACAGCUUAUUUAGAAGCUCAAGGAAUUUGGGAGCCAUUCAGAAGACGCCUGUCCUUUGAGGCAACCAAUCCUCCAUUUGAUAUGGGAAGAACGUUUGAUCUCAGGAGAAUAGUAGGAAUUUCAUCUGAUGGAAACUUGAAUGCACUUGGAUCAGAUUCUAACCACAGCUCUUCCAGAGGAAUCUAUGGACCAGGAAGCUCCUCAACACGAUCCAGUGCAGGACAUCAUAAGCAAUGCAUCUCAACAGUAAACCUGCACAGCAAUAGAAAUUCAGCUGAAAUUGAGAAUGUGAAGUUUAAAAACAGUUCAAAUGUUUCUAGCAGGACUUCCAUGCAGACAGGUUCUGCACAGUCAGCAAACAGAGCAAGUUCCCUUUUUCAGGACUCCAAUGCUGCAAAUCAGAAUCAUACAGCAGGUAGAAAAUCCAGGGGUGCAAAGCAAAAUCUACAGUCAAACCAGCAUCAUGCUCCAGUUUUACUGGAGCAGCACUUAUCACAGCCACCAGUAGUGCCUCAGCAGCAAGAACAGCAGAAUCAAGAUUCCCUACCCCAAUCAGAGCAUCCAACUCCUUCACAUUCAGAAUGUGCCGGGAACACAAGGCACAGCUCAGAGGACUCAGAUUUUGCUACUUUGAUAGAAACCAUGGAUAAAGACUCUGAUCACCCCGAAUCCCCUUCUCCAGAUGUGUUUGUAGAACACCCCCCAUCUCCAGUAGGAAAAAACAAAGGGAAAGGAAAACCAUUUCAGCGGAAAGCCAAGCCUCAGAAGAAGCGGGAAGAAAAAGAGCGAAGAGGAAAGGGAAAGCAACAUGAGGAUGAAUUAAAGGAUUCUCUAGCAGAUGAUGAUAGUUCUUCAACUACUACAGAAACUUCCAACCCAGACACAGAAACACUUCUGAAAGAGGAGACAGAAAAGCAAAAGGGAAAACAGCCAAUACCAGAAAAACAGGAUAGCGAAAUACAUGUAAAGCAGAAAAGCAAAAAACUACCAGUACUCAAGAAAGAAAUCCCAACAGAUGUGAAAACUAACUCCUUUGAGAUGUCAUGUCCUUCGUCACUGGAAAUUAAGCAACAUAAAAGUUUUUCUUCCAAGCUAUCUUCCCAGCAUACAUUCACAAAUGGAUUCAAACCAAGAAACAUCCAGAAAAAGGGUUUAAACACAAAACUUAUGGACAACAGACCACCAUCAUUAGCAAAGUUUUUUUCCAGUAGCUGUGGUCAAGAAUUAGGCAAUACCAGCAGCUCAGAAGGAGAAAAAGACUCUCCACCACCAGAGUGGGACUCAGUGCCAAUUCACAAAGCAGGCAGCUCUACUGACAACCUUUAUAAGCUGUCUCUGCAAACCAUCAAUGCAGAUGCUUUUCUGAAGCAACGACAGACCUCACCACCUCCUGCCUCUCCAUCUCCACCCCCUGCAUCAUUGACCUUUGUGCCACGAAGUACUUAUAGCAGUAUUGUGAACAACUGCAAUGAACCAAAAAGCAAAUUGCUGAGUGGUGCCAAACAUAAGGUGGCAAAGGCAGCCUCUCUCCCUGGCAGGAAUGGAAAUCCUACUUUUGCUGCUGUAGCUGCAGGUUAUGACAAGAGCCCAGGUGGUAGCGGCCUAGUAAAGCCUUCUCCAGCUAAAACUGAGGUUUCUGGCUGUACAAAUGUGUCAAACACAGCUGUUGACAGUGAUGGCUCUGACAGUUCUGGUUUGUGGAGUCCUAUAAGCAAUCCUAGCAGCCCAGACUUCACACCUCUCAACUCCUUUUCAGCAUUUGGAAACUCUUUUAAUCUAACCGGAGAAGUUUUCAGUAAACUUGGACUGUCAUCACCUGCAUAUAGCCAGGAUUCUCAGCAAAUCUGGAGUGAGUUUACUAGUGUUCCUUCAUCCAUCUGGGACUCUUCAGCAACAGAUCUUAUGCCUCCCUGGCCCACAAGUUCAGGAUCCCCAACUCAUACAACUCCAGUAAGUUCUAUCCUUGGCAACCCAGGCAGCCUGUGGUCAACUACCACCACUCCAUUCAGCAGUUCCAUUUGGUCAAGUAAUUUGAACAACACCCUUCCUUUCAACACUCCUGCUAACACGUUGUCAGGAAUUGAUCUUGGAAAUGAAAAUGCACGUCCACCACCUGCUACCACACCAGCAGUUAGCUGUCCAGAAGAGUUGGGACAAGCCUAUAAUCCGUGGUUAAUUUGGAGUCCUGCAAUUGGGAGAAGAAGCUCAGAUCCUUGGCCUAAUGUGCAUUACCCACCUGAAAAUUGAAAUUAAGCAAAACAAAAUGACAGUUGCCCAGAUCUGAUCAUGGUAAAUUCUGUAACAUAUCUGGAACAUAAUUUGCAAGCUGUUUGCUGCCCUUGCUCCUCUCCCUAAAACACCAUUAAAAUCUAGUCAUAUAUUCAUCCCUUGCUCCUAUUAAAGUCUUGAAGUUAUGGUAGUAUGAAAUUGCUGGUCAUCCUGGGAAAGGUUUGGAUUGUUAAUCAGUGGCCAAAGCCUUUUAACAUCUGUCCUUCAGGUUUUCUUAAAACCUGGUAACUUCCAAAAAACAGUUGUUGUUUUUUAGCUACCAUGCUUGAUUUUUAAUUCCAGACCCCAGUAUUAUGCUCUGAACCAUAAUUUUAAAGAGCACCUUGUGCAAAAAAAUGCAGAGUAUUUUUUGAAAAAUAAGGCUGUCUUUGUUAAAGACUCAACGAAUGUAAAAACUUUAGGAGCAAAAAUAUAAGAGCAUUCUGUUCAAACUAUACAUUUUAUGUGCUGUUUGUAAAUUUGUAAACCUGAAUGCAUUUUUAAGUUGAACUGAAAUGUGCAUAGCCAAUUCCUUGUGCUUUUCUUACGAAUACAACUUUGAGUUGUACUUGAAAAUAAAUAAUGCUUUUUUUCA